This is a messenger RNA of Spathaspora passalidarum NRRL Y-27907, 3894 nucleotides long. RefSeq names its product 5-oxoprolinase (gene HYU1). NCBI's taxonomy places the organism in Eukaryota, Fungi, Ascomycota, Pichiomycetes, Serinales, Debaryomycetaceae. The coding region runs from base 1 to 3894 and encodes 1297 amino acids. The transcript has a single exon. Gene Ontology annotation, biological process: glutathione metabolic process. Gene Ontology annotation, molecular function: 5-oxoprolinase (ATP-hydrolyzing) activity. Gene Ontology annotation, cellular component: cytosol. The record is from RefSeq and is a predicted model, not a curated record.
AUGUCGGGUAUUCAAAUAGCAAUUGAUCGAGGUGGGACAUUUUGUGAUGUCAUUGCCAAAAUCCCCAAUCAACCAGACUACUAUUUCAAGCUUUUAUCAGUAGACCCCGCCAAUUACAAAGAUGCACCCACUGAAGGUAUUAGAAGGGUAUUGGAGAAAGCCACCGGUACCUCCAUCCCCAAGAGUGAAAAGUUAAACUUGGACUUGAUUCAAAGCAUAAGAAUGGGAACCACCGUUGCCACCAAUGCCUUAUUGGAGCGUAAAGGUGCCCACGUAUUAUUAGUCACCACCAAAGGGUUCAAAGACGUGUUGGUCAUUGGAAACCAAACCAGACCCCAUAUUUUUGAUUUGACCGCUAAAAAGUUGGGACAAUUGUAUGAUCAAGUUUUGGAAAUCGACGAAAGAGUAACCAUUGCCGGAUUCAGUGAGGGCGGUGGUGACAAAUUGAAAAUUGACAUCAAUUCAGAUCCAGAAUUACGCGAAAGUGUAACUGGUGAUGCCGUCCGUGUUGUCAAGGAACCAGACUACGACCGCGUUGAGCAAGAUUUACGCAAUAUUUACCGCCAGGGAAGAAUUAAAACAAUUGCAUUGUCCUUGUUGCAUUCUUAUGCAUACCCACAACACGAGGCCAAGAUUGCCGAAAUCGCCAACAAGAUUGGGUUCAACGUUUCCGUGUCCCAUAUUUUACAACCCAUGCUCGGGUUUGUUAACCGUACUUCGUCAACCGUUGCUGAUGCUUACUUGUCUCCUAUCAUCAACGAAUAUAUUCAAAAUUUCGGUGAUGGUUUUGAAGGUGGUUUGAAUGCUUUUGGUAACAAGUUGUUGUUUAUGCAAUCAAAUGGUGGACUUUGUCCUUGGUACAAGUUCACUGGGUUGAAAGCAAUCUUGUCUGGUCCUGCUGGAGGUAUGGUUGGUUUCGGAGAAACCUGUUAUGACAGCAAGUCUGGAAAAGCCACUCUUGGUUUUGACGCCGGUGGUACUUCUACCGAUGUCUCAAGAUACUCCGGUAAUCUUGAACAUAUUUAUGAUACUGUUGUCAGCGAAGUUAGUUUACAAACACCCCAAUUGGACAUUUCUACUGUGGCUGCAGGUGGUGGAUCCAUGUUAUUCUGGAAAAAUGGUAUGUUUGUCACGGGGCCAGAAUCAGCUGGAUCCGACCCAGGACCGGUAUGCUAUAGAAAGGGAGGACCUUUGACUAUUACCGAUGCCAAUUUAUUCCUUGGUAGGUUGUUGCCUGAUUUCUUCCCCCACAUCUUUGGCCCUAACCACGAUCAACCAUUAGAUUAUGAAUUGACUGCCAAGAAGUUCCAGGAAUUAACCGAAGAAAUCAACAAGGAUAAGCUUUCUCAAGUCAAAUUAAGUCCUGAGGAAGUUGCCACUGGGUUUUUGAAAGUUGCGGUUGAAUCAAUGGCCCGUCCAAUUAGAACCUUGACUGAAGCUAAAGGAUUUGAUACUAGUGAUCACAAUUUAGCCUGUUUUGGAGGUUCAGGCGGUCAAUUUGCCGUUGAAUUAGCCAAGAAUUUAGGUAUUACUCAUGUUGCCAUUCACAAAUAUUCUUCAUUGUUAUCGGCAUAUGGAAUUCAAUUAGCCGAUAUUGUUAUUGAAAAACAAUCUCCCGCUUCAUUUACCUAUAAUGAACUGUACUUUGCUGAUAUUUCUUCCAAGAUUGAAGGUUUAGUCGAAGCAGCUUAUCAAGAUUAUAAGGAGCAAAACUUGACCGAUUUCAAUACUAGAUUGGAAGUUUACUUGAAUAUGAGAUAUGUUGGGUCUGAUACUCAUUUAUUAAUUCCGGUAAACAAAGGUGAACAUGAUGCUGAUACCAAGUUUAUCACUCGACACAAAAAUGAGUUUGGAUUCAAUUUAGAUAGAAAUGUUUUGGUGGAUGAUGUUCAGGUUUUGUUACAUGUUGAAUCUUAUGAUAAAGAAGAUAUCAAUCCCUACGAAGAGUACAAUAAUUUAAGUGAUCGUCAAGUCAUCACCAAGUCGGAAACUCAACGUAAUAUUUACUUUGAGUCUGAUGGUUGGUUACAAUCUUCAGUUUAUCAGUUACCUCAAUUGACUGCAGGUAGUAUCGUCCAAGGACCAGCAAUCAUUAUCGAUGAUACUCAGACUAUUCUUGUUGAUCCUAAAUCCAAAGCUGCUAUUCUUAAAAGUCACAUUUUGAUUAUUGUUGAGCAAGAAUCCAAACGUCAAUUAUCGACCCACACAGUCGAUCCAAUUCAAUUAUCAGUUUUUGGCCACAGAUUUAUGUCAAUUGCCGAACAAAUGGGAAGAACAUUGCAACAAACGGCAAUCUCCACCAACAUCAAGGAAAGAUUGGAUUUCUCAUGUGCCAUCUUUGACAAUCAAGGUGAUUUAGUAGCUAAUGCACCUCAUGUGCCUAUCCACUUGGGUGCAAUGUCAUUUGCAGUUAAAUCGCAGAUUGAAAUAUGGAAGGGCAAGUUGGAACAAGGUGACGUAUUGGUUUCGAAUCAUCCAAAAGCUGGGGGAAGUCAUUUACCAGAUAUAACCGUAAUUACUCCUGUGUUGGAUAAGAAUAACAAUCCUAUUUUUUGGACCGCUUCUCGUGGCCAUCAUGCUGAUAUUGGAUCUAUUUCUGCUGGAUCGAUGCCACCAAAUUCGAAAACUAUUUAUGAUGAGGGUGCUUCCAUAGUUUCUCACAAGUUGUGCUCCAAGGGUGUUUUCGACGAGGCUGGCAUAACGAGAAUAUUGUAUGAUGAACCAAGUAAGUAUCCCGGUGGAUCAGGAACAAGAACUCUCAGUGAUAACAUCUCAGAUUUGAAAGCUCAGGUAUCAGCAAAUUACAAAGGUAUUACAUUGUUGGAGAGAUUAGUUGAUGAAUUUAGUUAUGACGUGAUUAAUCUUUACAUGGGAGGUAUUCAAUCUACUGCAGAAGUUGCCGUGAGAAACUUGCUUCGUAUCGCAUACAAGAAAUUUGGUGGUAAUCAUUUGAAAGGUGUUGAUUACUUGGAUGACGGGACUGCCAUUGCGUUGGAAGUUACUAUUGAUUAUGAAUCCGGUGAUGCUAUUUUUGAUUUCACGGAAUCGGGUGAUGAAAUCUAUGGUAAUUUGAAUGCACCAACAGCAAUCUUGUACUCGGCUGUAUUAUAUGUGUUGCGUUGUUUGAUAAGUACUGAUAUUCCAUUGAAUAAUGGUUGCUUAAAACCAAUCAAGUUCAAAACUAGACAAGGAUCCGUGGUGAAUCCAUCGUUUGAAGCUGCUGUUGUGGGAGGUAAUGUUGAAACCAGUCAACGUAUAGUUGAUGUUAUUCUCAAGACAUUUGAAGCUGCAGCAGCAUCACAGGGUACCUGUAACAACUUUACCUUUGGUAUAAGCGACAAGCAGGUAUCAUUUGGAUAUUAUGAAACCAUAUGUGGUGGUUCAGGCGCUGGACCGGGAUGGAACGGUCAAUCGGUAGUGCAAUGUCACACCACAAAUACCAGAAUCACCGAUACUGAGUUAUUUGAAAAGAGGUAUCCUGUGUUAGUACACGAAUACUCAGUGAGAACUGGUUCUGGUGGUGAUGGAUUGUAUAAGGGAGGCAAUGGUGUCAUCAGAGAUAUCGAAUUCUUGUAUCCUAAUUUAGAAGUUUCUUGUCUCAUGGAAAGAAGAUCAUUGCCACCAUUUGGAAUAUGUGGAGGUAAGGAUGGUUUACGAGGUGAGAACCACUGGUUUAUCAAAGGUGAAGAUGGUCAAUAUAGAAAGAAGUAUCUUGGUGGGAAAUGUACCGUUAGAAUUGGUAAGGGGGAUAGAAUUGUUAUCAAGACUCCUGGAGGGGGUGGGUUUGGUGAACAAACUGGUGAAGAUGCAGCUAGCUAUCCCAUACAGAGUACCAAACCAAGUGUAUUGACGGGGUCAGUGGGGAUGAGAACUCAUAUUCAAGAAACCAACUAG